Pteropus alecto (black flying fox) is the source of this 1777-nucleotide messenger RNA. RefSeq names its product interleukin 22 receptor subunit alpha 1 (gene IL22RA1). The coding region runs from base 32 to 1777 and encodes 581 amino acids. Gene Ontology annotation, molecular function: protein binding. NCBI's taxonomy places the organism in Eukaryota, Metazoa, Chordata, Mammalia, Chiroptera, Pteropodidae. The transcript is spliced from 7 exons. The record is from RefSeq and is a predicted model, not a curated record.
GAGGCCAAAAGAGGGCUUUGUGCCCGGCCCGAUGAGGACGCUACUGACCAUCCUGGCUGCGGGAUCCCUGGUCGCUCACAUUGCUGAGGACACCUCGGAUCUUCUUCAGCACGUGAAAUUCCAGUCCAGCAACUUCGAAAACAUCCUGACUUGGGACAGCGGACCGGAGAGCACCCCAGAUACAGUCUACAGUGUCGAGUAUAAGACGUACGGAGAGGUCGAGUGGCUGGUGAAGACGGGCUGCCAGCGGAUCACCCGGAAAUCUUGCAACCUGACCAUGGAGACCAGCAACCUCACAGAACAAUACUAUGCUAGGGUCACCGCCAUCAGCACGGGAGGUCGGUCAGCCACCAAGAUGACCGACCGGUUCAGCUCACUGCAACACACUACUAUCAAACCACCUGAUGUGACCUGUAUCCCCAAAGUGAGAUCCAUCCAGAUGAUUGUCCAUCCCACCUCCACGCCCUUCUACACAGGGGAUGGCCACCAGCAGACCCUGGAGGAUAUCUUCCAAGAUCUAUUCUACCGCUUGGACCUCUACGUCAACCAUACCUACCAAAUGCACCUUGGAGGAAAGCAGAGAGAAUACGAGUUUAUUGGCCUGACCCCUGACACCGAGUUCCUUGGAACCAUCAUAAUUUUUGUUCCCACCUGGUCCAAAGAGAGUGCCCCCUACAUGUGCCGAGUGAGGACAUUGCCAGACCGGACGUGGACCUACUCCUUCUCGGGCGCCUUCCUGUUCUCCAUGGGCUUCCUAGUAGCAGGGCUCUGCUACCUGUGCUACAGAUAUGUCACCAAGCCGCCUCCGCCUCCCAACUCCCUGAACAUCCAGCAUGUACUGACCUUCCAGCCUCUGCAGUUCAUCCAGGAGCACAUCCUGAUCCCCGCCUUAGACCUCAGCAGCCCCAGCAGCCUGGCACAGCCUGUCCAGUACUCCCAGGUCAUGGUCUCUGGGCCCAGGGAGCCCCGAGGAGCCCCAUCGCGACACAGCCUGUCUGAGAUCACCUACAUCGGGCAGCCAGACAUCUCCAUCCUCCAGCUCCCUGGAAUGCCGUCUCACCAGACACUCUCUCCGAUAUCCUAUGCUCCUCAGGCUACCCCUGAGGUCACGCCCCCAUCCUACACACCUCAAGUCACCCCCGAAGCUAAACCCCCAUCCUACACUCCACAGGCCUCCUGCAAGGUCCAGCCUCCUUCCUACAACCCUCAAGCCUCGCUGGACAGCUGGCCUCUUUCCUAUGGGAUAUGCAUGGAAGGCUCUGGCAAAGACUCCCCACCUGUGACACGCUCUAGUCCCAAACACCACAGGCUUAAAGGUCAGCUCCAGGAAGAAGCACCAGCUGGAAGCUGCAUCGCAUGUGACCUUUCUCUUCAGGGAGUGGCCUCCUUGGCUAUGGAGGAGCUCCAAGAAGCAAAAUAUUUCCACCAGCAUCUGGUGGUUGAAACAGAGAGAGGACCUGACACUAAUGUACCACCCAGAGGGGAGCCAGGAACACCAAGGUACCUAAAAGGCCAGUUGCCUCUCCUCUCCUCUGUCCAGAUUGAGGGCCAACCAGUGUCCCUCCCUCUACACACUCCUCCCCUCCCAUGUUCCCCUACAGACCAGAUUUCAAGUCCCUGGGGUCUGCUGGAGUCUCUCGUGUGUCCCAAGGACGAGGGUCCAGUGUCUGAGACUGAGGUCGAGAGCCCGUCCCCUCGAGCCUCAGACCAGGAGCAGCCCACAGAACUGGACUCUCUCUUCAGAGGCCUGGCCCUGACUGUGCAGUGGGAGUCGUGA